AUGGUGACGCAAGAAUCGGAGCUCUUCAGCGCCCUCAAAAGAACCAUUAAGCAGGACUCCAAUGCUUCUUUGAUAGCAGGCGGCAUUUCGGGCGCCGUUUCUCGAACUAUUGUUUCGCCAUUCGAACGCGCAAAGAUUCUUCUCCAGCUUCAAGGACUGGAAGCACAGAAAGCUUAUCAGGGUAUGUUCGCCACAAUCUGGAAAAUGUACAAGGAAGAAGGUUGGCGAGGUUGGUUUCGUGGAAACACGCUAAACUGUAUUCGAAUCGUUCCUUAUAGCGCUGUGCAAUUCGCUGUUUUUGAAAAGUGCAAGGAACUCUUAGUGCGCCGAAAACCGCCGGGUCAGCAGACCUUGACCGACACGGAUAGGCUUAUAGCUGGGUCUAUAGGUGGAAUUGCUUCUGUUGCCGUUACUUAUCCGCUUGACUUGGUCCGUGCUAGAAUUACAGUUCAGACCGCGUCUUUGGCCAAACUCAAUAAGGGAAAGUUAGUUGAGGCACCAGGCGUGUAUGCAACGAUGGUCAAUGUUUACAGAAACGAAGGGGGCCUUCUUGCGUUGUACCGUGGCAUAGUCCCCACAACUUUGGGUGUGGCACCAUAUGUGGCCAUCAACUUUGCCCUAUAUGAGUACUUGCGAGACCUGAUGGACUCAUCCACCAAAGACUUUAGUAACCCUAUGUGGAAGUUAGGCGCAGGGGCCUUCAGCAGUUUUGUUGGUGGAGUGCUUAUCUAUCCACUAGACUUGCUCCGAAAGCGUUACCAAGUUGCUAGCAUGGCUCAGGGCGAAUUGGGUUUUCAGUACCGUUCUGUUGCGCACGCACUUCAAACCAUUUUCCAGAAAGAGGGCUUUUUUGGUGCAUACAAGGGCUUGACUGCUAACUUGUACAAGAUUGUCCCCUCAAUGGCCGUCAGUUGGCUUUGCUAUGAUACGUUGAAAAGUGCAAUUGCUAAUUGGUAA
Clavispora lusitaniae ATCC 42720 is the source of this 957-nucleotide messenger RNA. RefSeq lists its product as uncharacterized. NCBI's taxonomy places the organism in Eukaryota, Fungi, Ascomycota, Pichiomycetes, Serinales, Metschnikowiaceae. Gene Ontology annotation, molecular function: nucleotide transmembrane transporter activity. The record is from RefSeq and is a predicted model, not a curated record. Gene Ontology annotation, biological process: adenine nucleotide transport; transmembrane transport.